GGUUUAGACUCAUCCCAUCCUUGCCUGGGCUCUGUGAACAGGGAACGCAAGCAUGGAGAAGGAGUGGAGAUUACUUGGUUUCCUUGUUCUGUCAUUAUGUUUUCUUGUCAGCAAUGGCCAAAACAUUGUCUGUACACAGAACACAGUGGCUGACAUUGUAUUCCUGGUGGAUGGCUCAAACAGUAUUGGGCGGGCGAACUUCCAACAAAUCCGUGAAUUCCUCUCCUCGCUCGUAGAGAACUUUGAAGUUGCUCCUGACAGAAUCAGGAUCGGUUUGGUCCAGUACAGUGACACACCGUAUACUGAAUUUUCGCUCAGCACUUACCAGAACAAAGAGGAAAUUCUCAGGUACAUCCAAAAUCUUCGUUAUAUAACUGGCGAGACGUUUACCGGCAAGGGUUUGGAGUUCAUGCUGAAACAACACUUUGUUGAAAAGGCCGGAAGUCGAGCACAGCAGAAUGUUCCUCAGAUUGCCAUUGUUAUCACAGACGGUGACUCUCAAGAUGAGGUCGAGUCACAGGCUCAGGAGCUGAGGCAAAGGGGAAUCAAAAUGUUCGCCAUUGGGAUCAAAGAUGCAAACGAGACGUUACUGAGACAGAUCGCGAGCGAGCCGUAUGAUCAGCACGCCUACAGCGUAUCAGACUUUGCAGCUCUGCAGGGAAUCUCUCAGAGUGUAAUCCGGAAAGUGUGUACCGCUGUAGAGGAAACACAAAAAGAGGUCAUCCUGAUGUCAAAAGGCUGCGACGAAACUGCUCAGGCAGACAUUGUGCUCCUUGUGGACUCGUCUGGUAGCAUUGGAGACAGUCAUUUUAAAGAAGUGAGGGAGUUCCUCCAUUCUUUUGUGGACAGUUUUAACCUUAGACCCGACAAGGUGAGAGUGGGACUUGCUCAGUACAGUGACAUGCCGCACAAAGAGUUCCUGCUCGGUGACUAUUCAGAUAAGACAGACCUGCACCAAAAGUUGACUGAUCUCAUUUACCGUGGAGGAAGCACCAACACUGGUCUGGCCCUGACUUUCAUCCGUGAAAAUUACUUUACACUGGCCAGACAGAAUGUUCCUGGCAUUGCCAUAGUCAUCACAGAUGGGGAAUCAAAUGAUGAUGUGGAGGAACCUUCCCAGAGACUACGAAACCUAGGAGUUUCCAUCUUUGUCAUCAGGGUGGGAACGGGCAACAUGGAAAAACUGCGUACCAUUGCUAAUAUCCCACAUGAAGAGUUCUUAUUCAGUAUCGAUAGUUAUCAAGAACUGCAAGUUCUAAAAGAAAGUCUGCGCAACAAAGUGUGCUUUACUGUGACGGUCCAGUCACAAGCUUUUGAGCCAAAAUUUGCUGAUCUCUUAAUAUUGGUUGAUAGUUCAGCAUCUAGACAGGAGCAGCAAACAAUAAAGAAUUUCCUCUCAAGACUGAUCCAGCAGCUCAACGUGGGAAAGAAUACUAAUCGUGUUGGCCUGGCUCAGUUCAGCGAAAAUGUCAAAGAGGAGUUUCUGCUAAAUACUGAUAAGACCAAGAAUGAGAUUUUGUCAUCUAUUCGCAGCCUGACACUGAGACCUACAGGGAAUCGUAGAAUUGGCAAUGCAAUUGAAUAUGCUCAUAAAAAUGUCUUCAGUAAUGUCACUGGAAGCCGUGUCUCUGAAGGCUUUAAGCAGUUUCUGUUAGUUAUUUCAGCUGGAGAAUCUGCCGAUGGUGUGGUCCAAGCAUCCCGCACAAUCAAAACAGAUGCAGUGACAGUUUUUGCUGUUGGCUUGAACAAAGCUGAUGUAGAUGAGAUGAAGUACAUCUCUAGUCAACAACACAGCUACAAGUUAGUAGGUAACAUCCAACAAGUACAACAGAAAAUUAAGUCUGCCAUUGACACAUGGGAAGAUGCUGCUGUCGCAAGGGAGUGCAUGUUUGACGUGGUGGCAGAUAUCGCUUUUAUUGUUGAUCAGUCCGGCAGUAUCAGAUCCAAAAACUUCAAACUUGUGCGCAGUUUUCUCAAGAACACCAUCGGAGCUCUCGAUGUAGGUGAGGGAAAAAUAAAAAUUGCUGUGGUGCUCUAUAGUGACUUCCCUCGAGCUGAUGUGUACUUCAACACCUUCGAUGAUGGUGGCCAGGGCUGCGGCAGCAUUGCGGCGAUCUGGCGUCACUAUAUUUGCGCUUGGUAUUAA
Molecule: messenger RNA, 2146 nt
Organism: Sinocyclocheilus anshuiensis
Lineage: Eukaryota; Metazoa; Chordata; Actinopteri; Cypriniformes; Cyprinidae
Product: collagen alpha-4(VI) chain-like
Exons: 6
Coding region: 53-2146 (697 amino acids)
Source: RefSeq, a predicted model, not a curated record